Rotaria sp. Silwood2 is the source of this 297-nucleotide messenger RNA. Lineage: Eukaryota; Metazoa; Rotifera; Eurotatoria; Philodinida; Philodinidae. The record is from the annotation of a GenBank genome assembly.
AUGGAUUGUUUUAAAACUUUUAUAAUAAUCGACAUAUUAGCAUUAAUUAUGUUGAUUGUAUUUCCUAUACGAUCAAUGCCAACAAAUGAUGAUUUGAUGAAAUUACCAAUACAUCAGAAACGAUGGACAUUCAAUACUUGGCGUUUACAUGGUCGUCGACAAUUGUCGAAUGAUUUUUAUUCACCAACGACAUCAUUGUUACCAUCCCUUGACAAUCAUCAAUAUGAUAUUUUCGAUGAUGCAGAAGAUGAUGCACGUAAAACACCUGAACAUCUAUCACAAUUUUUUCGAGAAUAA